Molecule: messenger RNA, 1814 nt
Organism: Meloidogyne enterolobii
Lineage: Eukaryota; Metazoa; Nematoda; Chromadorea; Rhabditida; Meloidogynidae
Source: the annotation of a GenBank genome assembly
UUACUCACACAUUAUUUUUUUAAUCUUUCUUUUUUUAGUUACUUUAAUAAAUUCUGAAAGACUUCCUUUCUGGCAAAGGGCGAGAGACCAGAUUUUGAAUAAAGUACAAAAUACAAAUUUAGAAGAUUUCAAGUUCAAUGACUUAUUUGAUUUAUCUGAAGAAAAACAGGAAAUUCUGCAGGAGGAAAAAGAAGGAUAUGAUACAGAUUAUACAUACAAAAGUAUUUGUUUUAUUGACGGAAAACCAAUGGUUGUGAAUAAUUUGGAUUGUAGAUAUCAAGGCAAAUCUGUAAAAAAAUAAUUCCAAAUUUUGUUAAAUUUUAAGUUGCUUUGGGGCGUUUUCGUAAUGCAAUAAAUAUAUCUGGAUGAUUGAAACGAAAGGUGAAUAUGAUCCAGGAUUUCAAGCAUAUGCUGCUGGAUAUAUUGAAGGAGUCUUAACUCAACGGGUGUUACAUUUACACAUCCAAAAUACUGUGAAAGAUUACUGCAAAGGAUAUCAAAAUUAUUGCAAAAAAUUGAUGAUUUUUCUUUAUGAAAAUAUGCAAUAUGUUAAGAAGAAAAUAGAUUCAGCUGCAAAAGACAAUCCUUAUUGGCAAGCGGUUAAAAUGGCCUAUAUGCAAUUAACAGGUAUAUGGCACGGCUAUUCUUCAUCAAAAUUUAAUCCCUCUAUUCAAUACGAAGCACAUUUUGUUAUGUUGUUAAAUUCAAAUGGAGACUUUUAUGAUUUGGAAUCCAAAUUAAACAAAACAAAAGAUCCAGCUGAUGAUAUAACUGGUGGAAGGUGUUCAGGAUUAAUUAAGGUGGCCCCUAAUAAUGCUGAUUUGUUUAUAUCACAAGUUACAAUGUCUGGAUUUCAAAAUAUGCUUCGAAUGCUUAAACUUUACAAAUUUGGUGUUGAUUCAAUUCUUUAUCCUGGACAUACAAGUACAUUUGCUGGAUAUCCUGGAGUUAUUUAUUCAUCUGACGAUUUUGCCUUGACUAGUACAGGAUUGGCAGUAAUAGAAACAACAGUAAAAGUUUGGAAUAUAUCACUUUAUGAAGCUACAAAAACACAAGGACAGAUACUUUGUUGGGUUCGAGCUGUAGUAGCAAAUCUAUUAUCACGAACACCUCGCGAAUGGUGCCAAAUUUUUAAACGUUACAAUUCUGGCACUUAUAAUAAUCAAUGGGGCAUUUUGGACUACAAACGAUUUACUCCAGAAAAGCCAUUACCUGAUUCUGGACUUUUUUAUGUUUUGGAACAAAUGCCCGGCCAUGUCUAUUAUCAGGAUCUGAGUUUAUAUUUAAAAGAGAAGACAUACUUUGCAAGCUAUAACAUUCCAUUUUUCAAGAAAGCUAGCAGGAUUAGUGGAUUUAAAGCAAAAGGAAAUGAAUUUUACUGGUUUAACUGGACAGACUGUCCUCGGGCAAAAAUUUUUGCUAGAGAUCAUAAUAAAGUGAUUGAUUUAGAUACUUUAACUAAAUUAAUGAGAUAUAAUGACUAUAAACAUGAUGAAUUUAGUCGGUGUAAAUGUUCUCCGCCCUAUACAGCAGAAGCAGCAAUUUCAUCUCGUGGUGAUUUAAAUGAGCCAAACGGCACUUAUCCACUUCCAGGCAUGGGACAUGUCAACCACGGGGCAUUGGAUUAUAAAGGAACUAAUUAUGAAUUAGCAAAACAACUACGUUUUCGUGCUUGGAGUGGUCCCACAUAUGGAAAUGUUCCUGUAUUUGAUUGGAGAACGAGUCUUUUGGCUCCUAAAGUCAAACAUUUUGGACAUCCAGAUCGUUGGGAUUUUAAACCAGUUGAUUAUCGAUGGGAGACGCAACUCAAUUGA